AGAAGGUCCAUUAGUUUUGGAAAUUUUUUUUAAUUUGCCAGGAGCAAGCCUUUUUUUUUCAAAUCUAUAUACAUUAUUUCCUCUCCACCAUAAUAAAAACCAGGAUGGGGUGUUCUGGAAGUAAAACGAAGAAUAGGGCCGCUGAAGAGCAUCUUAACAGCAAAACUAACACGUUUCUUAACUUGGUGAAUGACCAAAAGUCCCCUGUUGCCUGUGAGCUUUUUCAGGCAUGGACACACUUUGUAGAAACGCAAAACAGAAAGCUCGCCGGCGCCAAGGUCCCAGACUGUCCAGGGGUCUCCAACCCAACUGAAGUGUGGGCCACCACAGAGAACAACCUCCUAACCCACCACUCCGUCGACCAGGUUGGAAAGGCGUUCCUGGAGUACGUCAAGAACGACCUAUCACAGAGGGGCUGGGGGGGCAAUUUUGACUACAAAGUUGUCGGUGUGGCGACCCAAGGUUUCCUGAGGGCGAGCGCGAAUAUUGAUACAGGAUACCCUGAGAGAUCGGAGGUCAUCUGGGCGGUCAAAAUUCACUAUCACAGUAGCGGCCCUGGUUGAUAAUCUUUUUUCUUAUGUAGAUUCACUGAAUAGAGGUUUGAACAGUGAAAAUAUAAUGUGAUUCGUUAAUCGAAGUGUAGGGUUUAUUAGAUUUAUUACCUAAUAUUAUAUCAGUAAUUGGGUAUGCGUUACUAUAUUUAAUAUUAUAUAACUUGCAACCAUUUAGCAGUACAAAGUUAUGUGCACACGUGAUUUUACUCAAUUCCCU
Phytomonas sp. Hart1 is the source of this 771-nucleotide messenger RNA. The record is from the annotation of a GenBank genome assembly. NCBI's taxonomy places the organism in Eukaryota, Euglenozoa, Kinetoplastea, Trypanosomatida, Trypanosomatidae.